GAGCGCAGCAGGGGAGGCAGAUUGCACCGUUUCUUCCUCUCCAAAUUGCAGGAUUUUCCCGCUACAGUGUUUAUCUUUUCACAAAUAAUAUAUUUCUUUUUUUUAGGUUCGAAAAGGGGAAUAACCAAGAAGCCUAAGCGUUUUGGAUCAGAGACUUGUCCUUGGAAAGAAAAUAAAAAUUAAACAAUUGGCUUGUUUGACUCCCUGCGCUUAUCUAUCAAUCACAACCGUUCAGCUAGCAGCGGUUAUCAGCACCGCUUUUGGAGGAUGCAGAGUGAAACACCCAAAGCAAUGACCCCGGAUGCCCGCAACAACUUGGUUGCGUGAAUAGGAUGGUUUUCGAUGCCAUUUCAACCGCAGUAGAACGGGUCCGUGCGCUCUAGCAGCCUGGCACGGAAAAACGCCAUUACGCAUGUUCGGUAAUCAAGAGAUAGAAGGCCUGAUGGAUAUUAGAUUCUGAAUCCAUUUCGACCUUUUUUUGUGUGAAGAAAAUCUGGAUUAUAUAAAAACAAAACGGAAGUCGUGAAACAGGAGCUAUUGACACAAUUCAACAUUGUUUACUGUAGGACUGAAGACUUGGGAUAUAGGGGCGGAAAAUACGUUUUCCUGCGCAAUGAUGGUAUUUUCACCGGGAGACUAGUCUAGCUUGAUGUUAGACUUUUAAAAAAGAAAUCAUUAAAGUGGGUUUACAAUGUGUCAGUUCAUUCUCAUAAUUAUUAGAGGUCAUUCAGCGUAUUAUAUCACACUAAGCCCUAACUACUUCUAACUUGAUAAUAGAUAUACAUUUUUUUCUGAAAUCGGUUUUGUAGCAUAUAGGCGUAAAGAACAAUUUGUUCACAUCAUGGUUCUUGCAAUGCGGCAUGGCGCCCAUCUAGUAUGGGUAGGCCUUCUCCUGUGCUGUAUGGUAGAUAUGGGGUCCUCUAUGGAGUUUACAGGCACUGAGGGUCAGUGGGCCAGAUUUCCAAUGUGGAAUGCAUGUUGCGAGAGUGAAAUGAGCUUCAACAUGAAAACCAAGAGCUCCCACGGGCUGUUGGUUUACUUCGAUGACGAGGGUUUCUGCGACUUUUUAGAACUCCUGAUACACAAUGGUAAGCUCAGUCUUAGAUUCUCCAUCUUCUGCGCUGAGCCUGCAACUGUUCUAACCGACACCGCUGUAAACGACAGCCAGUGGCACGCAGUGACAAUACGGAGGAACUUCAAAAACACAACGCUAAUGGUGGACAAAGAGGUCAAAUGGGUGGAAGUGAAGUCGAAAAGAAGGGAUAUGACUGUUUUCAGCCACCUGUUUCUUGGGGGAAUACCACCGGAAUUACGGUCUGUGGCUUUACGGUUAACUUCGGCUGCUGUCAAAGACCAAGUGCCUUUUACUGGAUGGAUAACUGACGUGAAGGUUAACAAUACAGAGUCGGUGCUCCUAAACAGCGCAGGGGUCAUUAAUGACCUCUGCGGCGCUGCAGCCAACAUGUGUUUAAACGGAGGUGUCUGCAAUGUCGUUAACGACGAACCCCGGUGCGACUGCUCGCAGACUGGCUACCAGGGAAAAGACUGCAGUGAAGGAGACAGCCAUGUUGAAGGUCUGGCGCACUUGAUGAUGGGCGACCAAGGGCGGAGGGAGGGAGAAGGCUGGCUUGGAAGGUCCCUACUGAGCAUUCCAGGAAAAGAAGACUACGUGGCGACCUUCAAGGGGUCUGAGUUCUUCUGCUACGACCUGUCGUUAAACCCCAUCCAGAGCAGCAGUGACGAGAUCACGCUGUCCUUCAAGACGCUGCAGAGGAACGGCCUGAUGCUCCACACUGGGAAGUCUGCAGACUAUGUCAACCUGGCCCUGAAAAAUGGAGCCGUGUCGCUGGUCAUUAAUUUGGGGUCCGGAGCCUUUGAAGCUCUAGUGGAGCCGGUCAAUGGGAAAUUCAAUGACAAUGAUUGGCAUGAUGUCAAAGUUACAAGGAAUCUGCGUCAGCACUCAGGCAUUGGACACGCUAUGGUAAAAAAACUACAUUGUUCGGUAACUAUAUCCGUGGAUGGGAUACUGACCACCACAGGGUAUACUCAAGAAGACUACACCAUGUUAGGCUCCGACGACUUUUUCUAUGUUGGCGGGAGUCCUAGCACAGCUGACCUACCUGGAUCACCAGUUAGCAACAACUUUAUGGGUUGCCUGAAAGAGGUUGUGUACAAAAACAAUGACGUGCGGCUCGAGCUCUCCAAGCUGGCCAAACAGGGAGACGUCAAGAUGAAGGUGCAUGGCAUUGUGGCAUUCAAAUGUGAAAAUGUGGCGACCCUUGACCCCAUCACCUUCGAGACACCAGAGUCUUUCAUCACGCUGAACAAGUGGAACGCCAAAAAGACGGGCUCCAUCUCCUUCGACUUCCGCACCACGGAGCCCAACGGCCUCAUCCUCUUCAGCCAUGGAAAGCCGAAACAGGCACCCAAGGAUUCCAAGAGCCCUUUGACACUGAAGGUGGAUUUCUUUGCCAUUGAGAUGUUGGACGGUCACCUGUACCUGCUUUUGGACAUGGGCUCAGGGACCACGAAGACCCGGGCGGUCAACAAGAAGGUCAACGAUGGGGAGUGGUACCAUGUGGACUUCCAGCGGGACGGGCGAUCCGGUACAAUCUCCAUCAACACCCAGAGGCAGGCCUACACGGCCCCAGGCGAGAGUGAAAUCCUGGACCUGGACGACAACCUUUACCUGGGAGGACUGCCAGAGAACAAACUUGGCCUGGUCUUCCCGACAGAGGUGUGGACCGCUCUGCUGAACUACGGCUACGUGGGCUGCGUCCGGGACCUGUUCAUCGACGGACAGAGUAAAGAUGUCCGCCGCAUGGCCGAGGUACAGAAGGCCACAGGGGUCAAACCGUCUUGUUCUAAAGAGCCGCCCAAACAGUGCCUGUCCAACCCCUGCCAGAAUAACGGUGUCUGCCGGGAGGGAUGGAACCGAUAUGUGUGUGACUGCUCGGGAACGGGGUACCUUGGGCGCUCCUGUGAGAGAGACGCCACCAUACUGAGUUACGACGGCAGCAAGUUCAUGAAGAUCCAGUUGCCCGUGGUGAUGCACACGGAGGCGGAGGACGUGGCCCUGCGGUUCCGCUCCCAGCGGGCCUACGGGGUCCUGAUGGCCACCACGUCGCGCGACAGCGGCGACACGCUGCGCCUGGAGCUGGAGACGGGCCGUGUCCGCCUCACGGUCAACCUAGACUGUAUGAGGAUAAACUGUACAACCAGCAAAGGUCCUGAGACCAUAUUUGCGGGUCAGAACCUGAAUGAUAACGAGUGGCACACUGUGCGUGUGUUCAGGAGGGGGAAAAGUUUGAAACUCACCGUAGAUGAUCUGCAGCCUGUAGAAGGUCAAAUGGCAGGCGACCACACCCAGUUGGAGUUUCACAACAUUGAGACGGGCAUCGUUACUGAGAAGAGGUUCAUGUCUAUGGUUCCCUCAAACUUCAUAGGCCACCUUCAGAGCCUCUCCUUCAACGGCAUGGCCUAUAUAGACCUGUGUAAGAACGGCGACAUUGACUACUGUGAGCUCAAUGCCAUGAUCGGCUUCAAAAACAUAAUCGCAGACCCAGUGACUUUCAAGUCGCGGUCCAGUUACGUGGCUCUGACCACCCUGCAGGCCUACUACUCCAUGCAUCUGUUCUUCCAGUUCAAGACCACGUCAUCUGACGGACUCAUACUGUUCAACAGCGGGGAUGGAAAUGACUUCAUCGUGGUUGAGCUGGUCAAGGGCUAUUUGCAUUACGUCUCCGACCUGGGAAAUGGAGCACAUCUGGUCAAGGGAAACUCCAACAAGCCCCUGAAUGACAACCACUGGCACAACGUCAUGAUCUCACGGGACACCAACAACCUGCACACUGUCAAGAUCGACACCAAAAUCACCACACAGACCACAGCUGGAGCCAAGAACCUCGACCUGAAAGGGGAUCUGUAUAUUGGAGGCGUGGCCAAAGAGAUGUAUAAGGAGCUUCCAAAGCUGGUGCACGCCAAGGAGGGCUUCCAGGGUUGCCUGGCAUCCGUGGACCUGAAUGGACGUCUCCCGGAUCUCAUGUCAGAUGCCCUGGCUUGUGUUGGUCAGAUAGAGAGGGGCUGCGAAGUUGCAUUGAUGAAAGCUGACUUGCAAGGGCCCAGUACCACAUGCCAGGAGGACUCGUGUGCCAACCAGGGGGUGUGCCUGCAGCAGUGGGAGGGGUUUAGCUGUGACUGUAGCAUGACGUCCUUCGGAGGGCCUCUCUGCAACGACGCUGGAACUACGUACAUAUUUGGUCGUGACGGUGGUCUGAUCACGUACACAUGGCCUCCCAACGACAGGCCCAGCACACGGGCUGACAGGCUGGCAAUAGGCUUCAGCACACAGCUGAAGGAGGCUGUCCUGGUGAGGGUGGACAGCUCCUCUGGCCUCGGAGACUACCUGAAGCUACACAUUGAAAAAGGAAACAUUGCAGUCGUGUUUAAUGUCGGAACGGAUGACAUAAACAUCGAGGAGACGGCAAAGUUUGUAAAUGAUGGAAAGUACCAUAUAGUGAAGUUUACGCGGAGUGGCGGUAACGCCACACUGCAGGUGGAUGACCUGCCUGUCAUAGAGCGCUAUCCCACAGGCAACAAUGAUAACGAACGCCUGGCGAUUGCUAGACAGCGAAUCCCAUAUCGACUUGGUCGAGUAGUUGACGAAUGGCUACUCGACAAAGGUCGUCAGCUCACCAUCUUUAACAGCCAGACCACUAUUCAGAUUGGGGGCUGGGACCGGGACCGGAGUCGCUCGUUUCAGGGCCAGCUCUCCGGCCUCUACUACAACGGGCUGAAGGUGUUCAACAUGGCCACGGAGGGAGACCCCAACAUCCGCAUCCAGGGGAGCGUCCGGCUGGUCGGGGACUCGCCGUCGUCCAUCACGCCGCAGUCCAGCGCCAACACGGCCAACCGGUCCGAAACGUCCACGUCGAUCAUGGAGAUCACCACCACCACCACGGCGUCCAGUAGGAGGGUGAAGCAGACGACGCCACGGGAACCUCAGCAGACGACGGAUGAUCUACUGGUGGCGUCGGCGGAGUGUCCGAGCGAUGACGAGGACAUUGAUCCCUGUGAGCCGAGCUCAGGUGGGUUAGCGAACCCAACGGGCCCAGCAGCGAAAGGCUACCCGGGUCCGUCGGAGGGGGUGUUCCGCGAGUCCAGCAGCACCACGGGCAUGGUGGUGGGCAUCGUGGCGGCGGCCGCCCUCUGCAUCCUCAUCCUGCUCUACGCCAUGUACAAGUACCGCAACCGGGACGAGGGCUCCUACCAGGUGGACGAGAGCCGCAACUACAUCAGCAAUACGUCGCAGUCUAACGGGGCGGUGGUGAAGGAGAAACCGCCGAACGCCGCCAAGACCUCCGCUAAGAGCAAGAAGAACAAGGACAAGGAGUACUACGUGUGAUCCACACUGUCCCUGGUCCUCGCCAUUGGCCUGUCGCAGAGAUCGGACCAAUUAUUCUGACUUUUAUGACUCUAAAAAGGACGAAUCACGAGCUCCGAAGACCAAUACAAAGUGUAUUAUAGCGAACGAAAUUUAACGAAAACACAAAAAUAACAUUUAGUCUUUCAUUUUGCCUGAGGCAGGUGAGUGGUGGCGGUGGUGGCGAACGGGAAAGUUAAAAGGAUUAAAAAAAACUACAAAUAUUCCUUUAGUUUCUUCAAUCCAAGCACACUGGACUAUAGGAAAUAGCACCAGGGAGACAGCAGUACUGGACUAUACUGAUGAUGAGAAGGAGGUUCUGGACUGUAUGGCAAGCUUCGGAAUCUGAAAAUCAACCCAAACACCUAUGAAUCAUGAACCAACAGACAAACUAGCCAAUCGUUCUGCUUGUUACCAGGAUAUUUGUUGGCCCUCCACAAGUUUCAGGUAACAAGAGAGGACAUUUAUGAGGGGCAGAUACAAUAUUUAAACAAACAACAAAAAAAGUGCUAUGUUUUCAUCAACAUAUCCUGUGUUUGUGUUUUCUGGGACCUUUUCUAUGAGAAAAAGACUUGAACACAAAACACAUCAAUAAGGUAAAUAAAGAAAACCCAACACUGAGCAUAUGCAGAUGAGGAGUGAAAAGAAGAGAUUGCAUCAUGGGGAAGACAGGCAACAAUGAAAAAGGAAGUUAAAGGAUUAUGAAGCUACCUAAACUCCAUGUUUGAUAAAUCAGCCAAAGUAUUUGCACUUUUUAAAGUGGCAGUGAAGGCCAGAACACUGACUAAAACAAAAAUGGCCACUCGAUCUGUCAACAGUGCAAAGACAAAAUGGCUUCUAAUGAAUCAAGAUGUGUUCGCGGUAAAUUUCUUGCCAAUCAAGAAAUCCAGAUGCAUUGGUUUUCAACAUCAGUGUGGAAUCUAAAGCAAAGUGUUUAACAGAACUCCUGAAGGAGAAGUCAGAACGUUCUGAACGUGAUCAUUCUGAUACUGGAACACUCCAUGCACGCAAAACGUAUCUUAUUACAGUUACAGUAUGUUUAUAUACAGUACAAUCACAUCUAUAUGUGCUUUCUGGACUGUGAUAAGUGGUGUUUUAUAGCCUGUUGUAUAGAUGACGACGCAAACUAUAUCUGCUCCUCCUCCAACCAAUUUUUGGAAUAAAGAAAAUAAUUAGAAAAAAUGACAAAAAAUACCAAAUUAAAUGUUAUUAAGUGUUGCUAGAUAUAGACGAUUUUACGAUGACAUCAAUGCGAAAUGCAAUUUUUUUUUAGUUGGAUUAUUUGAUAAUUUCUUCCCCGUUGAAAUGUACGUUCCUGUUGACUGUUUAUACUGACGCCAACCUGAUCUAUUAGAUAAUAGCUAUGCUAUAUUAAAACAACCCGGCCCAGCCCAGUAGCAGACAGAACCUGUCCUAAAAUGGUAGGAAGCGAUGGUGGUAGUGGAGAGCGGGGGCUUGAUGAUGAUGAUGAUGAUAAAGUGCAGGAUGAGGUCAUUUCUCCAGGGUAUCACUGCCUUUCUACCGAUUCCUGCCACUCUCAAUGCCUGGGGCAGUAAUAGUAAAUACUGCCUUUUUCCCCAUACUUGCCCCACACCCAUUUACCCCCAAACUGAGCCUAUGUGAGAAUGAAGACGUAUAUUACGAAUGAUGAUGAUGAUGAUGACGAUGAUGUAUGUUUCGAAGAUGUCCUAAAAUAUGAUUGUUUAGUGUACACUUGGGAUGAUGCUAACAAACGGAAGAUGACAAAUUGGGACAAAAGCGACCAUUUGAAUCGUUUGGGUGUUUGAACUGUCAUUCCACUGUCAAAUCUAUUCCGCUUUCCUGACAGCCUGAUGUACUUGGAAUGAGUGUAACAACUACUAUGACCUAUAAAUAAUGAUGAUUAUAAA
This is a messenger RNA of Esox lucius (northern pike), 7311 nucleotides long. RefSeq names its product neurexin-1a. The coding region runs from base 842 to 5404 and encodes 1520 amino acids. Lineage: Eukaryota; Metazoa; Chordata; Actinopteri; Esociformes; Esocidae. The transcript is spliced from 27 exons. The record is from RefSeq and is a predicted model, not a curated record.